AUGGCCUUUUCUACGGCAUACUCCUCAUACUCAGCUGAUCCAUAUUACACCUGGCACAAGUCUUAUCCAUACUCAUCAUAUGGCGGAAACUUCAGCAACCCGUAUCUCCCUCGUUCCUACGAUGACCUCAGCUAUCGUGACUCGUAUUACCGCACUCCAUCAGUACACCCGAUAGGCAUCAAUCGUCCUCGUCGUGGAUCGUCUGUUUCUUAUUCCUCUGUGCCUAGUUUGUUUGAUGGCUUCUCGCCGUACUCGAGAGGUGGAGGUGGGAUAGUGAAGUUCAAGCGUAAGGGUGCUUUCCGCUCGGGGAUCACCCUCGGGGAGGCCCAGGCAAAUAUUUUGCUAUCGGGUCAAGACUCGUACACGUUGGAUGAUCUAAGUGUGGACUACAGGGGAAAAAUAUUUGUUCAUGUCAGGUGGCCCGGAUAUUCUCCCCUUACCUACGAGAUACCAGUGGAUAGUUACAGCGGUUUGGUUGACCUACAUUCACUGGUACGAAGAGUUGCCCGUGCAGUCUCACACUAUAUUCAAGCAAACGCCAUUCCUAUCCACUGGAAUCAAGUGGAAAUACAAUACUUGGAAGAGAUGACGCCGGGAUCGUGGCACCUAAAAAUGAAUGUUCAUUAG
Messenger RNA from Pisolithus orientalis, 627 nucleotides. RefSeq lists its product as uncharacterized. The coding region runs from base 1 to 627 and encodes 208 amino acids. The record is from RefSeq and is a predicted model, not a curated record. The transcript has 5 exons. NCBI's taxonomy places the organism in Eukaryota, Fungi, Basidiomycota, Agaricomycetes, Boletales, Pisolithaceae.